AUGGGUAAAAGGCAAAGAACAAUUAAUAAUAAAGAUCCUAAUAAAGAAAUUAGACAAACUAUUAAAAGUCUACAAACUACUAGUCAUGUAUUAGGAUUCAGGUUAUGUGGGUGUCAGUAUUAUAAUAAGAAAACAGAUACACUCUGUUAUCGAGAUAAAUACUGGGGAAGAAAACUCACAAAAGAAAAAGUACCUCAAGCAAUAAGACAAUGGUUUUGGAAUGGAUUUGCUGUUUAUGAAGAUUUAAUUCCUUGUCUUAUGGCCAAGUUAACACUCUUCUAUCAAUGUGUAGAGAGCCUAAAACAUUACCGUUUCUGGUCCUCCUCCUUGUUAUGGGUAUAUGAUGGUGGUGUAUCUGAUCCAGAGAUCAGGAAAUCUACAUUAGAUAUAAGAAUGAUUGAUUUUGCUAAUACUAUUUAUUUACAAGAUAAUCCAUCUCCUGAUGAGGAAUAUCUAUUUGGUCUUCGUAAUUUAAUUGGAGGUCUUGAGGCACUACUUGCUAGUUGUCAAGCUGCUGCUGCACCGCCACAACCCCUUCCUGCUGCUGCUUCUGCUGCUGCUAGACCGCAGCAACAGCAACAACAACCGCAGCAACAGCAGCAACAACAGCAGCAACCAAGACAGGAAAAAGAAAAACAAAAAGAGGGAGCAACAGAUCUCACUCUGGAGUGGCAACCACCAGAAGCAACAACAACAGCAGCAGCAACAGCAGCAGCUGUAACAGCAACACCAGCAACACCAGCAACACCAGCAGCAGCACCAACAGCAGCAGCUGCUGCUGCAGCUGCAGAAAGGGGAUUGAUGUCUCCUUGGGAGGAGGAGAAGAGAGAAAGUCGUCCCCUAUCAACUUCUUCUGGUGCUGCUACACCUGUUGCGGCACCUGCUGCGGCAGCAGCAACUGCAGCAGCAGCAACAGCUGCUGCUGCUGCUGCCUCAGCAGCAGCAAAAGCUUCCCUUGUUGUCAACGCUAAUUGUCCUGUCUCCUCAUCUCCUCCAAGGGAGAUUGCAUCUGCUGCUGCAGAACAAUCUGGGGAUCGUCUCCUCCUUGGGGAUCGUCUUGGGGAUCGUCUCCUCCCUGGGGAUCGUCUCCUCCCUGGAGAUCGAUUUGGGGAUCGUCUCCGACCCCACGAUGAUGGAGACUUGCAGCGACUCAAACGAAUUGGGGAGGGAGAGGAUCGGCAGCAGCAGGUUUUUCCUGCUGUUGUUCCUGCUGCAACAAGCAGCAGCAGCAGCAGCAGCAGCAGCAGCAGCAGCAGCAGCAGCAGCGUCGGAGGUCGCCCUCAAGGAAAGGUUGCUUCGGACGAUGAAACGGAGCAGCAGCAGCAGCAGCAGCAGCAGCAGAUGAGGGAUGCAGCAGCUGCUUCCUCCGGGGAGGCACAACCGUCUAUGGCGGAGUCCCCUCCGAAGGCUUCUUCAGCACCAGCAGCAGUGCCAGCAGCGGCAGCAGCAGCACCAGCAGCAGCAGCUGCUGCAGCAGGAGUAGCAGCAGGGGUUAAAGCCGCUUCAGAAGUAAGCGGAGGGCAGACAGAGCCCGCAACAGGAGCAGCAGCAGAAGCAGCAGCAGCAACCGAAGCUCCAGCUGCAGCUGCAGCAAAAUCUGCAGAAGCAGCAGCCGCAGUGACAGCAACCGCAGCGACAGCAGCAGCAGCAGCAGCAGCGACUACCUCUCCAGUGGAGUUGGCAGUUGCUGCACCUGAGGAAGCUGCUGCUGCUGCUGCAGACCCCGAGUUGCAGCAGCAUCCUGCAGCAGCUGCUGCAGCCGCGGCAGCAGCGACAGCGGCUGCAGCAACAGCAGCAGCAGCAACAGCAGCAGCUGCAGCUACAGCAGCAGCAGCAGCACAGACGGAAGGCAGCAGACUGUCUUCUUCUGUGACAGAUGGAGGCGCAGCAGGCGGGAGGGAGGUUAGCCAUGAGCUGCUGCUGCCUCCUGCUGCUGCUGUUGCAGCAGGUGCUGCUGUUGGGGGCCAAGGGGAGCAGCAGCUUUCUUUGGACAUAUCCUCUGUUGAGUCAGCAGCAGCGGUAGCAGCAGUUGCUGCUGCUGCAGCAGUUGCUGCUGCUGCGUCUCCUGUUUGCUCCACCCCACAUGCUAUGCCCCAGUCAGGAGUUGCUGCUGCCGAGCUGCUGCUGUCUGCUGACCUUGGCGAAUCCGAAGCAGCAGCAGCAGCAGAAGCAGCAGCAGCAGAAGCAGCAGCGGCAGAAGCAGCAGCGGCAGAAGCAGCUGCUGCAGCAGAAGCAGCUGCAGCAGCUGCAGCAGCGUCUGUUUCUCCGACGUCUAAGUUGCCUCAAGAGCAGCAGAAGCGUCUGGAUGACGAGCAACAGGUCCUUCCUUUAUCGUCUGCUGCUGCAGCAGCAGCACCAGCAGCAGCUGCUUCAAUAGCAGCAGCUGCACCAGCAGCAGCACCACCAGCAGCAGAAGAGCAUUCCUCUCUUGCUGCAGAAGGGCAGCAAGUAGGAGAGCAGCAGCAGCAGCAGACUCAGAGCAUCGAAACCACCGAGCAGCAUCUGCAGCUGCAGCAGCAGCAGCAACAGCAGCAGCAGCAGCAGCAGCAGCAACGAGCACUUGGAGGCCCAUUGGAGGGACAAGAAUGCUCGGAGUCUCCAUUUGCCUUCACGGCUCUCUUUAGACGUUCGUUUUCUGCUCCAAGUUUAUGUCGGUCAAUUUCUUUAAGUCUAUUCACAGGAGGUUCAUUAGCAGCAGCAGCAGCAGCAGCAAGCAGCAGCAGCAGCAGCAGCAGUAGCAGUAGCAGCAGCAGCAGCAGCAGCAGCAGCAGUGCAUGGGAAGGACAACAUCCUCCUCUUCUUGCUGGGUUAAUGGUUCGUGUCUUGGAGGAUGCAGCAACUGUUUAUCCCCGCAGCAGCAGCAGCAGCAGCAACAGCAGCAAUAACAGCAAUAAUUGCGGAUACUGCAGCAACUGCAGCAGUAAUAAUAGCUGGGAUGGUAGUCAUAGCAUACGCAGCCGUAGCCGCAGCAACAGCAGCAGCAGCAGCAGCAGCCGCAGUUCCUCUAUAUCUGCUGUGUCUCCUAGGGAAGGGAUAGAGGCAGGAUACGAAGCAGAGGAUGAUGCAGCAGCAACAAGAGUAGCAGCAAGAAGGAGCACAAAUAACCUUAGACACAGACGAAGGGAGCAGCAGCAGCAGCAGCAGCAGCAGCAGCACUCGCAGCAGGAGUCGCAGCAGCCGCAGCCGUCGCAGCAGCAGCAGCAGCAACAGCAGCAGCAGCAGCAGCGGAAGCGGCAGCGGCAGAGGAGGCAGCAGGAAAGAGGAGUACGUAGAUCCUUCCGUUGCUGCGAGAGUCCGCAUAUUGAAUGGCAGCGUCAAGAGCAGCAGCAGCAGCAGCAGCAGCAGUUGCUGCUGCAGCAGCAGUUGCAGGAGCAGCUGCUGCUGCAGCAUUUGGAGCAACAGCAGCAGCAACAGCAGCAUACUGGAGCUGUAAGUAGAUCGCGUAAGCGUUCUUCUUCUUCCUUACCUCGUGCUGCUGCUUCGCGGCUGCUGCUGCAGGACUUUAAGAAUUGCGGCAGGCAGCAGCAGCUGCUGCUGCUGCUGCGGAGGCAGGCAGAGCUGCAUGCGAUGCAGCAGCAGCAGCAAGAGUAUAUGCUGCAUAUGCUGCGGCUUAGCAACAGAGAAUUACGUACAGCAGGGCGCCUGCGUGUUGCACCUGCUGCUGCAACAGGAGGAGGUCGAUCUACACCAGCAGCAGCAGCAGCUGCUGCUGCUGCAGCAGGAGAGGGGCCCGGGCCCCCCGGUUCCCCCAAUGCAGCAAUUAGCAGCAGGAGAAAUUACUUAAGUUUGCUGCGGUCUAAUAGAGGGAGACAACCUGGUGCAGCAGCAGCAGCAGCAGCAGCAGCAAACCUCAGCAGCAGCACAGCAAAUACACCGUCAACACGACGGCGUUUGCUGCAGCAGCAGCAGCAAGUACUCGAAAGGCAGCUGCUGCUGCAGCAGGAGGUCUGUCUAAGAUUCUUCCAGCAACAGCAGCAACAGCAACAGCAGCAGCAACAGCAGCAACAUAACCACAGUCAUUCCCACCAGCAGCAGCAGCAGCCGGAGCAGCAGCAGCCGCAGCAGCUGGAGCAGCAACAGCAGCAGCAACAGCAGCAACAGCAGCAGCAAGAUGUGGAGCUCUCGACACCCGCCGCUUGUGGAGUUGAGGGAGCAGCAGCAGCAGCAACAGAGGCAGAGAACAGCAGCCAUAGCUGA
Messenger RNA from Eimeria maxima, 4197 nucleotides. RefSeq lists its product as hypothetical. The coding region runs from base 1 to 4197 and encodes 1398 amino acids. Gene Ontology annotation, cellular component: nucleus; cytoplasm. The record is from RefSeq and is a predicted model, not a curated record. The transcript has 6 exons. NCBI's taxonomy places the organism in Eukaryota, Apicomplexa, Conoidasida, Eucoccidiorida, Eimeriidae. Gene Ontology annotation, biological process: inositol phosphate biosynthetic process; phosphatidylinositol phosphate biosynthetic process. Gene Ontology annotation, molecular function: inositol hexakisphosphate kinase activity.